ACAAACAGAUCGACACGAUCAGAGAUCAGUUGUUUGUUUUGAUCGUGUGGACAUCUCAGAUUGGUUCAGUGUCCUAAGCUGAAAAGCUGUUUCAUAGAUGAUUGUUACGUUAAAAUUAUGUUCUGAUUUAUUCAAGCAAAACAAAAAAAAAUAUAUGAUUUAGUUUCCCAGAACCAUAUCAAUCAAACAAUGCAAGUUUAAUAUUUUGGAAUAUGGAUUUUAAAAAUGACAAGCAUGAUGAAACUACAGAAAGUGAGACAAACUUUUUAAAUGGAAAUGUAAAGCCCUCCACUGUAAUUGAACUUAAUGAUCCGAAUUCAGAUUUUGAAUCAGAUGUGCCUAUAUUCUUAAAGUUAAUUCAAGAUGUUUAUAAUCGAAGACUUUCAGCUAUUGAAACUAACAAGAAUUUGAAUGAAACUGAAAAAGCACAGGAGAAAAUUAUAGCUUUAGAAUCAUAUGUUAAACAUCUCUACGAACAAAAUGAUACUUUUGCAUCAACCAUGAUUGAGUUAGAAAAGGAAGCCCAACAGAGAGUUAAACAAAUGGAAAAAAGAUUAAAGAAUAGUGCUAAAACAACAAUGGAAGCUGUGAUUAAUAUGCAUGAAUAUGAAAAAGAAAUAAAGAGGUUGGUUGAAGAGCGCAUCUACAUUGAAUCCGUUUAUAAGGAUUCUCAGCAGCAUCUCACAGCUCUAAAAGUUGAAAAUGGCUUUUUACGAGAUCAAAAUUCUAAUCUAAAUCACGAUGUCCAAGCUUUAUUGCAUGUUAUUCAUCAUGCUCGUUCAACUGGACAUUGGGAAAUGGACUGUGUGACAUUUUGUGAAGUUACUCCUGAACAAGUUUUUGGGCCUGUGCAAUCUAUUUCACAUAAUGAUGGGACUGAUACUGACUCGCAGCUUUAUAAUAGAGACAGCAAAAAGAUGUCUACCAAUUCAGAUAUAUUCUCCCAAGAUACUGCUAGCAUUUAUACUUCCAGUCCACACCAUUCCAGAGUCCGAUCUAAGGGAAAAGCAAACUUAUCUCCUGUUCACCUUCUCUCUUCAUGUUUACCUAGGUGUGCUUCAUUACCUGAAAUUGGCAAUAUUUAUAAUUUUAACCAAGCUGUACAUAAAUCAAACUCUUAUGAUACAAAUGGUAAUAAGAGACUUUUAGGAUUUAAAUCAUCUAAACAUAAAAGAAUUGGUGCUAGAAAUGCUAUACAGACUCCUGAAUUGUUAAAAGAUGUGUCCUGUGUUGAAAAUCUGGAAGAAAGAUUGUGUAAUCGUAAAGGCCAAAGUGAACCUCACUUAUUUAUGUUUGAUGGUAAUAUUUAUAAGUACACACCCUGUGAACCCAUUAAAAAAGCUUCAAGUAAUGCCUUAUGUGAAAACUAUCAAUCUAGUCUUCCACCAUAUCAAAGUAUAGAUUUAAAAUUUCCUACUGAAGGAUCAACAUUAAAGGUCAACAUAUGGAAUAAAUUGAAAUCUGGAUCUUAUUUAGAUGAUCAAGAAAACUCAUAUUUAAAGGAUAAUUCAACUGAUAGUUCCUGUAGUUGUUCUGAGUCUGAAAUUACAGGACUAAAUCAACAGAUGUGUAGAUUAUUUGGAGAACAGUGCAAUAUGUGUGUUCACAGUGAGAAUAAGGUUUCAAAGUUUUCAGUAGGUUUGCAAGCAGAAGCUGAUAGAACUACUCAAGGAACUCAGUUCAUCUUAAAUGAUAUUCCAAAUAUACUGGAUGAGUGUCCUGGUCGAGAUGUAGUUGAAAGAAGUUUGAUACAAAAUUUAAAGGAAGAUCUAAAUAAAGCCAUAAUUAGGAUUGAAGAAAAGUCUGUUCUUCUUGAUCAGUUGCAAAAUCACGUUGAUUCAGUUAUGAAACAAGUCGAGUUAAAAGACACAGCCUUGGAGAACCUGGAAAGAAAACUUCAAAAUUCUCGGCAAGAAUGUUCAGUUUUUGAAAAAAAACUAGAUGACUUAAGUUCAACGAUGCAAGUUACCAUUAAAAAUUAUGAAGAAUCUUGUAUAGAAAUAGAAAAACUUAAGUUACAGGUGGAGCAGCAGUCUUAUAUAAUCAGAAAUCUUCAAGAUGCACUAGUUCAAUCUAAACGUGCCUUUGAUGCAGCACAUUUAAAAGUAACUUCUCCUCAAGGAUUGAAUUCUGAAACAGUGAAGACAAAAAAUCACCAAACCUCAAAGAGUGCUAUUGUUGAUAUAUGAAAAAUUAUUUGCAUAUUUUGCUAAUAUUCACUGGCAGCUUACUUCUUGUAAAGGGCAAAUAAGCUUAUAGAGCUUAUGUGCCAAUGAAUAAUUUGACGUUCUCGGUGACAAAAUGUCAAUAUAUGUUUUAUUACUAGAAAUAAAAAGUUUUUGUUGAUAUUUAAAA
Parasteatoda tepidariorum (common house spider) is the source of this 2355-nucleotide messenger RNA. RefSeq lists its product as uncharacterized. The record is from RefSeq and is a predicted model, not a curated record. Lineage: Eukaryota; Metazoa; Arthropoda; Arachnida; Araneae; Theridiidae.